GCCUCGCGCUGCUCCCAGGGCCAAUGGGCGCGGGCAGCGCGGUCACGUGCUUGGUGCUGGGCUCGCGCCCUGAGCUUGGUGUGUGAGGGAUAAGGAGGAGGCGGCGGAGCGGAGCAUCACCGGGAUACCGUGACGUCUAAUAUGGUAGUCGUGCAGUAAAUUAAUGGAUGAGUUUCACCUUCUGUAACGCAAAACCAACUGCUGUGAGAUUAUUCUAUACACAAUAAAACCUUCUUUCUGGUUGAUAUAACAUGCUGCAAACACAUUAAAUUGGCUGCGUGAACAUCUGGUGCGUAUGAGGACCUGGAGACUUAUGUGGAGUUUGUGCUACACAGAGGCUUCCCUGUGGAUACCUGCAGAGAAAAGUGAAGUGGAGCUGCAACACUGAAGCCUAUUCAUCAUGCGAUCCAUCCGAUCAUUUGCUAAUGAUGAUCGCCAUGUUAUGGCAAAGCACUCCACAAUAUACCCCUCUCCAGAGGAGCUGGAAGCCGUCCAGACCAUGGUGUCUACAGUGGAAUGUGCCCUAAAGCAUGUCUCAGACUGGAUGGACGAGGACCAUCAAUGUGUGACAGUGGAGAAUGACCUUCAACCUAAACAAGAGGACCAGGACGAAAGCUCCAAGGAUGAGAGUGGCCGGGUGUUAUGUGGAGUCAUGAGAAUCGGCCUGGUUGCCAAAGGUUUGCUCAUUAAGGAUGAUAUGGAGCUAGAACUGGUACUUCUGUGCAAAGAGAAACCAACAGAGAGCUUGUUAGUGACUGUAAGAGACAACCUUCCUCUACAAAUCCAGAAACUCACAGAAGAGGCGUAUCAAGUGGAACAGUGCAUAGAAGAUGCAUCAAUAGUCGUACAUAAUUCAAAGGAACCCAAGUUAACCCUUAAAGUUAUACUUACAUCCCCACUGUUCAGAGAAGAGGAAGAGGAAGACCGAGCAGGUGGAGUAGAAAAUGUUGCGAUGAAAGAUCCACCGGACUUAUUGGACAGGCAGAAAUGCCUGAACGCCUUGGCGUCUCUUCGACAUGCCAAAUGGUUUCAGGCGAGAGCAAACGGAUUAAAAUCUUGUGUAAUUGUACUACGUAUUCUGCGAGAUUUGUGCAACAGAGUACCCACCUGGGCGCGGCUGAAAGGAUGGCCAUUGGAACUCAUAUGUGAAAAAGCCAUAGGAACGUCUAAUAGGCCACUGGGCGCUGGUGAAGCAUUACGAAGAGUCAUGGAGUGCCUGGCAUUUGGCAUCAUUUUGCCUGGAGGGCCAGGUCUUUAUGAUCCGUGUGAAAGGGAACCCACAGAUGCUUUGGUCUACAUGACGGUGAAAGAGAGAGAGGAGAUCACACAAAGUGCACAGCAUGCACUACGUUUAUUAGCCUUUGGACAAAUAUACAAAGUCUUGCAGAUGGACCCUCUACCAUCAAAUAAACCCUUCCAGAAAUAUUCCUGGUCAAGUACAGACAGGGAAGGUUUGAAGAGGCCAUAUGAUGAUGGUUCUUGUGAUGACAAAGACCCAAAUAAAAAGAUGAGACGGAACCUGCGUAAAAUUUUAGACAGCAAAGCCAUAGAUUCCAACCAGCCAAUGAAUGCACUGAUGCGACUAAACCAAAUUCGGCCUGGCCUGCAGUACAAACUUCUGUCUCAAUCAGGUCCAGUACAUGCACCUGUCUUCACCAUGUCUGUAGAUGUAGAUGGAACAACACAUGAGGCCUCUGGUCCAUCAAAAAAGACAGCCAAGCUUCAUGUAGCAGUAAAGGUGUUACAGGCCAUGGGAUACCCAACUGGUUUUGACACUGAUAUGGAGUGUCUUAGUUCUGAUGAAAAAUCAGACAAUGAAGGGAAGAAUGAGACUGUCUCUAUAAAUUCCAGCAAUAACACCGGAAGCUCUAGUACAGAUAGCUCCAACACACUGGAGGUCCGAACGCAGGGCCCUAUCCUUACAGCAAGCGGAAAAAAUCCAGUUAUGGAGCUAAAUGAAAAGAGACGAGGGCUGAAAUACGAAUUAAUAUCAGAGAGCGGGGGAAGCCAUGACAAGCGAUUUGUAAUGGAGGUUGAGGUAGAUACACAGAAGUUCAAGGGUGCUGGUCCCAACAAAAAGGUAGCAAAAGCCAGUGCAGCACUCGCUGCCCUUGAGAAGCUGUUCUCCGGGCCAAAUGCAGCAAAUAACAAGAAAAAAAAGAUUAUUCCACAGAGUAAAGGAGUGGUGAGCACAGCAGUAUCGGCAGCUGUACAGGCAGCUCGAGGACGGGGACGAGUGGCAUUGACACGGGGAGCGUUUGUGGGGGCUGCAGCUGCUCCUGGAUAUAUCACUCAAGGUUAUGCAGCCCCAUAUGGGUACAGUGCCGCAGCACCUGCUUACGGUAUCCCAAAGAGGAUGGUUCUACUACCAGUUAUGAAAUUUCCAGCAUAUCCAGUUCACCACUACUCCUUUUUUUAACAAACGCAGUGGACCAGACUGUCCAGAAUGUCGAAGACGGAGCUUAUUUUCUUUGACCGUGGGAUUUCCUUUGUAAAGACCCUUUUUUCCUACUUUUUUAUUUUAACAAAAAAAUAAAACUGAAUUUAGUUCUUUAAAACUUGAAGAAAAAUUGUACUGUGAAAUGUUACCUCAUUUACAGAUAACUUAACUCUUUUACUGCCAGAAGGCACAGCCAUGUAUAGAAAGUCUUAUCUGGCAACAGAGGUAGCAAGCCUUCUGUCCUAGGAAAGAUGUAGGCUACAAGCAUAUCUUUUAAAUGAAGUAUGAAACUGUAAAAUUAAUAAAUAAAUUUGUGAAGGAUGUAUGAUAUUAAACUGAUAACAAAAUAAAAUGUUUUGUCCUACA
Messenger RNA from Pseudophryne corroboree (corroboree frog), 2806 nucleotides. It is a transcript of the gene STRBP, whose product is annotated as spermatid perinuclear RNA binding protein. Gene Ontology annotation, cellular component: precatalytic spliceosome. The coding region runs from base 401 to 2419 and encodes 672 amino acids. Lineage: Eukaryota; Metazoa; Chordata; Amphibia; Anura; Myobatrachidae. Gene Ontology annotation, molecular function: double-stranded RNA binding; single-stranded RNA binding. The transcript is spliced from 19 exons. The record is from RefSeq and is a predicted model, not a curated record.